AUAUAUAUUUAUAUUUUUUUAAUUUUAUAUGAGAUCUCCAGCUGUUGUUUUCAGAAAGGUUAGCCUGACACUGAACUAUCUUUGUGACGAGGGGAGACUGCUGAAAUCACCGGUUCGCUUAAUGGCAGCCGAUGAGAGAUCAACAUAUGAGGAUGUGUACACUCUACCAGUCGGCAUCCGCACGGUCAACGUCACCAGCACACAGUUCCUCAUCAACAACAAGCCCUUCUACUUCCAUGGAGUCAAUAAGCAUGAGGACUCUGACAUUCGAGGUAAAGGCUUCGACUGGCCCCUGAUCGUCAAGGACUUUAACUUACUGAAGUGGUUGGGGGCGAACUCGUUCCGCACCAGUCACUACCCGUACGCUGAGGAGAUCCUGCAGAUGUGUGACCGCCACGGCAUUGUAGUGAUAGAUGAGUGCCCAGGGGUGGGCAUCAAAGACAUUCGCAGUUUUGGAAACGCUUCCCUGGCCCAUCACCUGGACGUCAUGGACGAGCUCGUACGUCGGGACAAGAACCAUCCCUCUGUGGUGAUGUGGUCGGUAGCCAAUGAGCCGGCUGCAGAGAUGCCCCCUGCUGAAUUCUAUUUCAAGACGGUGAUAAAACACACCAGAGAUCUGGAUCCAACCAGGCCUGUCACUUACAUCACAGACAGUAACUAUGCCAGAGACAGAGGGGCUCCCUAUGUGGAUGUAAUCUGUGUGAACAGUUACUUCUCCUGGUACCAUGACCCAGGACACCUGGAGGUCAUCCCCAUCCAGCUCAACUCUCAGUUUGAGAACUGGUAUGGAAAGUACCAGAAACCCAUCAUCCAGAGCGAAUACGGAGCAGACGCAGUGCCGGGACUCCACAGUGAUCCACCUGUGAUGUUUUCUGAGGAAUACCAGAAGGUCGUGCUGCAGAGCUACCACAGCGUGUUGGACCAGAAGAGGAAGCAGUAUGUCAUUGGUGAACUCAUCUGGAACUUUGCUGACUUCUUGACUGCACAAGGGAUCACUCGUGUGGUGGGGAACAAGAAGGGUGUAUUCACCAGGCAGCGGCAGCCCAAAGCAGCAGCAUUCAUCUUGAAGGAGAGAUACUGGAGACUGGCAAAUGAAACGAGGAGACUACCUCCGUGGACCAAGUACCCCUGUCCACUCUGACACCCGCAGGUUGGAGCGCCCAUCCCAGGACAGGCUUGAUCCCAUGUAAACAAACACUGUGCCUCAUGGAAAAAGGUUGUUAAUUUCUCGAGGCAGUUUAGCACAUUCCGAACAAUUCCUUUGAAGACACUUCAGUGUGUAUACAUAUGACCAAACUACCAUGUAACACAAUUUAGUUUUGCUUUUCUUGUGGUCUACAAAUACAAGAUAAACUACAAAUAUGGAAUAUUUUCAGAAUAUAAAAGCAAUUUUUUGGUGCUAAUCAAAUUUGGUGUCUAGUGUCUCAUCAUGCUGCAUUCACAAGGAAUCAGACAGACUGUAGACGACAAACAGGAUAUCAAUUUAAUGGACGAAAGCAGGGUGAUAGGUGAGGCUGGCAAAGAAUACUGGCAACAACAGCAGACAGCAUUGAUGUCCAAAGUUUAAAUAUUUUAACUGCUGUCCUCCACAACAGAAAUUACAAGUGGACGUUACGUAGCUCCCUCAUGAAAGGCGGUGACAUAUGAUGGAUUUACUGUUUCUCAGACUACAAGUAAGACAAAAAUUAGCAAGCGAGCACAGCCUAAUACCCCCUGCCUUACUCCCGGCCACAAGGACACUACAUACAUAGAAGUCAGUCUACAGGUUGCUAUGGGCAACAAAGAAAGUCAUUUUUUUAAGGUCAAUAAAAUCUGUUCACCCAUCAGCAAUAAAAAACAAAUACAUAUAAAUAAUUACAUACAGAACCUUUAAUGUUAAUAUUCAGUUUGCAAUAUAAUAUUAACAGAAAAAUAAUAACGAAAUAAUUUAAUUUAACCUGAUAUAUUUUAUUUCAUUCUUUGUUAACAAUACAUCACCAUAGCAACAUAUCGUCACGCAUGUUCCGUUUUGUCGUUUAUUCCAUCCAGAAGGGGUUCUCCAUCUGCCUGAAUUCAUGUGAAUGCACCAUCAAUAGUGAAAUCCACAUUUUGAUGGUGUCACACUUUAUUACAGGACAUUCUGAUACACAUCUGUGAGGCAGUGCUUUCCAUUGCUAUCAUAAAAAGGUCAAGGUCACAUACCAAUCAAAUUCCUUCAUAAGUGAUUGGCUGUCCUCCAGUUAGCUGAUACGAGUUACACCUGGCACAGACAGCACAUCAAAAUACAAAGACACUGUACUAUUUUCCUUUCCUUCAUAUGUUUGUUUGAGGGAUUAUUUUCAGUGUUUUAGUAGUUUGAUAUAAAAACUGUUGGGGAGUUUUAGUGUUUCCCAAGGAUACUUAAUACAUGUUGAUGUGAAUCGCAAUGCUGAACCUAAUCAUAGAAGUGUUUUAUUUUUAUAUGUGAAAUUUUGAUAUGAAUCAAGUUAUUAAAGACAAAACAUGGACCCAAUAUGCAAACUUUUUUUAUUUUUCAAAGCACUCGUGACGUUACUUUUGUACUAAGCAGCCUUUGUGCUGUUCCUCUAUGUCACUGCGACUGAAUGUUCUCAAAAACUCAGCACGCACCUAAAGGGUUAAGUUCGUGUUGGUUGUUGAUGGUGGCGUGACUGUAAUCGUACAUUUUUUUUACUAUCAGUGACUCUGCAUGCUCCCUCAUCACACCACCGACCUUCAUGUAACAGCUGGACGAAUACUGAAUAGAUUUGUUGUCGACAUGCUGUAGCCACCAGAGCAGUAAACGUAUUCACAGGAUGUCAUUGACAUUUUAAAAGCAAUAAAAACAGUCCUUUUAGUAUUUGUGAUGCUUUUAUAGAUUUGAUCCAGCUGUACUCGCCAUUUACACAAUAACUGUUGCACAACUUGAGAUUAAUGAGUCAUUUAACACAGUGCUUUGAACAACUUCCUUAAGACAUUAAUCUAAUGAACUGAAUCUGUAUCAGUCACAGUGACUCAGGGUUCAGACACAUGGUUCACUUGGCAGCCGGAGAGAUAGUGUGUACUUAGUUUUAAUAUCCUCUGUCACAUAUGGUUUGUGUUCAAUAGCAUUUUAUUGCAUUUGCAGCCAGUAGUUUUUCCUGUUGAUGAAUCUGAAUCCUUCAGUGCCUUAUUAAAUCUAUAUGGCUUAGGUUUCUGAAAAUUCGUAGAUGUAAAUAAGUGUUAAAAUAAAAACUUAAAUAAAUGAUAUUCAAAGUACUAAAAACCCAAGCAUUGUCUGAUGUAGGGGGUUACUUUAGCUAAAUUGCUACCUAAUUACAAUUUUUGAAAUAGGUCCGGUACUGAGGAAAAACACUGCAGACUGCAGCAGCUAAACAGGCUGCAAUGUAACCACUUGGGGCAUGUUCGCAUCAUCAAUUUACAUCCACCAAAAGUAUUUGUUUUUGACACUGACAGGCUUAGACAUAGCCCCGGGCCUCCUCGAUUUACUAGUCCAUCUACGUCCCAAUUUUUCCCAAUUUUCAAUUUACGUCCAGUGAAAGUACUCCAUCUUCACCACAGGUUCAUAUCUUCAGAUUCAGAUUUUUUUUUGUCAGACAACAUUAUGGAAUGGAUCCUUACAGAGAUAGACCUUUUUGUUAAAGUGCAAGAUAAUUUUUGUUUAACCAGAAACAUACUGAAAUUGCCAUCGCCAAACCAGACUCCAUCUACAUAAACAGUAAUUUUAGCGUGUAGAGGACCAGCAUCUAACUGGAUGAAUUAAGGAUUUAUUUAAAACAAACCAGAGUUGGUGACUGAACAAUGGAAAGAGGGACUCUUUU
Molecule: messenger RNA, 3797 nt
Organism: Epinephelus moara (kelp grouper)
Lineage: Eukaryota; Metazoa; Chordata; Actinopteri; Perciformes; Serranidae
Gene: gusb
Product: glucuronidase, beta
Exons: 8
Coding region: 29-1141 (370 amino acids)
Biological process (GO): glucuronoside catabolic process; carbohydrate metabolic process
Molecular function (GO): carbohydrate binding; beta-glucuronidase activity
Source: RefSeq, a predicted model, not a curated record